GCUAGAUCCAAUAAAGGACUUAAAUACCUAAAGCAGGAUUUAGGGAGAAUUCAGGUGCCUAAAUCCCAAAAUGCAAUCUGAGAAAUCUCACACAGCUGCUGCCUAACCCAGGAGAUGCCUAAAAUCAGAAGGCUCUUCCUUGGUUUUAAUUUGUAUCUCCUGAGUAUCUAGGGUUUUACUUCUGUGCACAUUCAGUGUGUAGCCCCUAGAACAGUUUAGCACCUAUUUCCCAUUCAGCCGUUUAUAGACCUCAGUUUAAGUGUCCAAGGGCGCUCUUUUGUCAGUGUUUUCAGGCCACACCAAGCAUACAUUCAUAUUCAGAGAUUCUUAGUUUGCUGUAGCUGCUUGCGUUUAGCAUGAAGGAUGGGGAGAUUGAAUAACCUUUUAUUUAACAACCAGUCUGUUAGAUUACUGAGAAUUGGAAGAUUUGGUUUGGUUCUGGGUGUUUAAACCAUUCUCCUCCUCACAACUAAUCUAUCUUAAAGAGUGACUGCAUGAAUUUAAAUUGCCUUAGAAGCAUGAAUUAGAGAUGAGGAUGUGUCACUCCCUGCUAAAUGCCCCGUUCCUUGGGAUAAAUCUCACACAUCGUUUCUGUUCCUACAGACUACAGGAUUCUUCGCUUCACAGCGGCACAACUUUAACAGGAAUGGAGCAGAGUCAUCUUUGUUUUCAGUAGCCUUGUCUCUUGCUGGGAAAAGAACCCUUGGACUGAUUGGACUCCUUCCUUCUGCCAUUGUUGCCUGGUGCUUUUCCUGCCAGGGGUCACUCUCUGAAGGCCUAAAAGCUCCGAAUGACAUCAACAGAGAAACAUGUUAACUUCUCCUCCCCACCAGUGACCUUGAGUAUAACAACAGUUUUCUUCCAAAUGAGAAAUCUGAAAGUCCUCAGAAAGUGGCUGUGACACUGAGGUGGGAGAGCAACUACAGAGGUGAGUGGAUCCUCAGAUAAAGGACUGGAAAAUAAAUCUGGAUAGGAACAAAGAAGCCCUGAAUCUCUGCAUGAAUGCUUUGAGCUUAAGGAGCUGAGUUUGAAUGAAGUAUACUACCUCCAGUUUCCCACAUCUCCUGGGACAGCUGUUCAAAAGACUGCUUCCAGGUAACUUAAAUGAGAGCUGGAGCAGAUGCUGAAGCUGUGGGAUUUCUGCACAUCUUGGAUUUUCAUUACCUCCUUUGCAAAACAGAUUUUGAAAUUGUCCUGGAAGUUACAAUCCAGAAGUUGGAUGAACUGAACAUUUUCUACAUUUUAUAUGCAACAGAGCCACUGUCUGGUACUUUCAAGGCAAAAAAUGUUGAUGGAACAUGAGGCUACCCAGCUAGAAAAACAGCACGUGCAUAGUGUGUAUGAAAAUACAGCUGCUUACUUUAAUGAUCUGCAGAGCAAAGCAUGGCCUCGUGUUCGAAACUUCCUGCUGGAGCAAAAGCCUGGCAGUCUUGUUGCUGACAUAGGUUGUGGAACUGGAAAGUAUCUCAGUGUCAACAGUCAGGUCUAUAAUAUUGGCUGUGAUUACUGUGGGCCGUUGGUAGAGAUUGCAAGGAAGAAAGAUGAUGAAGUUCUGGUAUGUGACAAUCUUAACCUUCCCUUUAGGGACCAGUGCUUCAAUGCAGUCAUUUCCAUUGGAGUGAUCCAUCAUUUCUCAACUAAACAAAGAAGAAUCAAAGCAGUAAGGGAAAUGGCAAGGGUAUUGAUACCUGGAGGCCAGAUGAUGAUUUAUGUUUGGGCUAUGGAACAAAAGAAUCGUCGCUUUGAGAAACAAGAUGUAUUUGUUCCUUGGAAUAAGGCCUUGUGCUCACGGCAUUUUUCAGAAUCAAAUCAAUCUGCAGAUAAGGGUGAGUUUCUGCAUGCUGUGAAAAGCCAAGACAUACACCCUGCACAGCUAGUCAUCUCUGAUUGUAGCUACCAAACCAAUCUGCAGCCAGAAACGGAUUCAAAACAUUUGGACCAUUGCUUAUCCAGAGCCUGCUGCAUGAAAAUUUCUGAAGGAGAAAACAGAUUUUACAGUGCUUUAGGAAGAUCUUUCCGCUCAUGGUUUUUCUCCAGAUCCCUUGAUGAAUCAGCCCUGAGAAAGCAAACUGACAAAAUAAAGCCUCUGAAAAAUGAAGGAGAAUGGGCAAACAGUACUGUACCCGUUCAGCAUUCACGACACUGCAGUUUGGAUUUAGGUCGCCAUGGGACACUGUUAAAAGAACAAAGUUUAGAUGAUGAUGAUGUGUUUGUGGAAAGCCUGGCUCUCAGAAAAACACAGUGGUCACCAGCCACAGAUGCACUGGAGGAUUUAAGUUUAAAUGGAGGACACCAAAGUGUAGCUCAGGGCAAGACUGAAGAAGCUUCAUUUAUAAAUGGCCCAGUGGAUGACAGGGACUACAGCUGCGGUUGUAAUAAAGGUGGUGCUGGUAAGUCUAAUGCCAGCAAGUUUUUGAAAAGAACUUCAACAACUGACUCCACUGACUCUGCUUUGGAUUCAGCAGUGUCUGUUGGGGACCAAAGUGAUGCCAUGUUGGAUACAAAAGCCUUCAUGCGUUAUUAUCAUGUUUUUCGGGAAGGGGAGCUGAGCUCUCUGGUAGAAGAGAAUGUGCCUGAGCUUCAGAUACUUUCUUCCUGCUAUGACCAUGGAAACUGGUGCAUUAUUGCAAAGAAAAGAGGAACAUAGCUGUAAAGAGAACAAAGCAGAAUUCAGUGACCGAGGAUUUUAAGCUGCUCUUUGUGUUCCUGUGAUUGUGGAGUGUGACAUGGAGUUUGAAUCUCAUGUAGUCAUAUGCCAUUCAUUUCCAAGUUGUUAUCUCUCUACCUAUUUAACUAUCUAAUGCAAGGUCUGUAUAUAGGAAUGUAUGUGGUAAACAAUAUUUAUGUUUUGUUAAACUUUUAUGAAGUUAAAACUGGAGAGUUUUAUAUUGCUUUUAGCAAUAACUGUGUUUUUAAAUAUAAUUUUCUAUUGAGAAAUAAAACCUUUUUAUAAGACAAGGAUCAGGGCAUCUUUUAUGAGAAAUAUCCUCUCAGUAGAAAGUUUAGGCUUUAUUCUUCAAAUGCUGAAAAUGUGUCACAUCAUUACUCCCUGUUCUUGAAGUCCUAUAAAUAGAGACAUAGGUACAGUUUAAAACGUACUUCAUUGUGUGCUGCUAGAGUGCAUGAUGCAGAACUGGGAGCAAGCAUGGUCCCAGUACUACUUAGUUUGGAGUAGAGUUGUUAAUGAGCAAAAACUAUGUAGAAAACAAGCUCUGCAUAUUCUCUCUUUUGAGGUUUUUAUUUGGGAGCAAAUGACAGAACAGAUUUUGAACAGCAUUUUGAACUUUUGUUUUAAAAAGAAUUUAAUUUGUUGCUCAGGUGCAGGUUUUUAUGUGUAAGGUCUCACAAAAACUUUAUCUUAAUUUCCUUUGUAGUUUUUUGUUGGUUAUGUGUAUGUAGAAGUCAGAGGGAUUCACAAGAGUAUCAGUAUUAUGUAAAGGUUACAAAAUACCAAAUACUUUAGAUGAUAUAUAUAUCUUUUUGAUAAUGCUGGGAGCUAAGAUAAAAUUAAUAGAAAUCCAGUGCAUAUCUGGUCAGCUGUCAUAUUUGCUCUCCUCAUUCAUUGACAUGAGAAUAUAUAUUCAAUGUUGUGUUAAAUAACGUAGAUGGGAAGAGCAUACAGGUCCAGUAUGUAUAUAAAAUACAAAUUCUUGUCUUCUGCAGUUUAAAUUAAUCUUUUGAGACCUAAAUGAUAAUAGAUUGCUUAAACAACUUUCCUAUUCCCUGUAAGACAUAAAUUUUGCUGAACAUGGUAGCCCAUCAUUAUCCAGUUGUACUAGAUUGUAGCAGUUGCCUUUAUUUAGUUCUUCACACUGAAAUAUUAUCUCAGCCCUUUCAGUGGGAGCCUUAUGAUGUGGUUAUAUGUGCUGUGGAUAAAAUGUACCUGGCUUCUGAAGAUCAGUAAUGAAACUGUAAUUGUUACGAACAGAAGCAGCACUACAACAGGCUAAUUGCCUUGUAUGGAGUUACUCCAUUUCUAGGCUUUGUCAGCUGGUAUGAUUUCAUGACCUUUAAUGAAGCUGCACAGUUUCACCCCAGAGAUCAAUCCUUUUGAUACAGCAGUUUUUGAGACCCACAUAAUAAACAUGUUUGCCCUAUUAGUGAGCAAAUAACUUUCAAUACAAAGCAACAGGAGUGAAAUACCAAACUUUUCCAGUCUAUGCUGUGUAAGUAGAUGGAUUUUGGGUUGUUCAGUAGAAAGCCCUGAUGGUGCUCAGUAUUUUUAGAUGUAGCUGCCCAGGAGUAAUUGCCACAUGGUAAUGUAUUAUAGAUUUAUUUACUGGCGCGAUGCCUGUAGAACAAUCAUCUUUGUCUUCCUCAUAGUUUGAGAUCCUUGUACUUUAUCCUUCUUGGAUCUGUACGAUUUGCACUUGAAAAUAAAAGCGUGGUCAAAGAACCAUGCAUCUCAGACUUCUGAAAUAUUUUUUCACUCUAAAUAUUACUUUUGAUACAGCCUGGGUCUGCAGUUCUCAGACACUUUGUCCGAGCCAUACUUCAGAAAACUGACAAUAUUCCCUGCAUCGCUGCGUCCAACCUCUCAUGGCUGAGGGGCUGCUCCUGCUGCAUCCCGAACCUCCAGUUUGAGGAGCACAGUGCAAAAAUGCCCAUGUUGGUGUACUGCAGAGACAGCAUGGAUCGUGCUGAGCUCCACAGUUUAUCUGCAACAUGCUCAUGUUGGACCAGUGAGGCCUGCCUCAUUUGUUGGGAAUUUCUGGAGGAGCUUGAAGAUUUUCGAAGACUAAGUUGCUUCCACAUAAGAUAUUCCAGUGGAUAUUCAUCACCUCUGGAAUCUGAGCUGUAGUUAGGGAGAGGGUAGUUGGUUAUCAACCCAUAUCCAGUUUUGAAAGUUCAUCCCUAAUUUCCAGUAUGCAAAAACUCUAUUAGACAUAUAUGAAAAUAUUUGUAAAAAUUUAUGAAUCUAAACUGACAGCUGGGUUUAGUUAACUGGAAGAAGGAACAUUAUAAUUUGUUAUCUGCACUUCUGCAGUCUCUCUGUGGAGUAUUCAGUGUGUAGUCAAGCAGGCUGAUGAAAUUUGGGGUAAACUAAGAAAGGAAAGGCUUCUGUUCUCUUCACAACAGAGAUUUGCCAUCCUUGCAUGAGGCCGAAUCUGUGUUUGAGUGUCCAGUGAAAACUUACUGCUCUAUCAGCUCUGUGAAUAAGAGCUGUCACAUCAAAGCCACUGAGGUACUUUAAACAGCUUUUGUGUUUGUAGACUUUCCAUGCAUUGUUUGGUUUGAGAUUCUUAACUGGGGAUCCUUUUCACGAUUAUUUGUUUCUGUAUUGGAUUUUCUCUUGUUUUGCGCUGAUGCCAUUAUGUUGCAUCACAUACAAGUUUGAAUUGUAUUGUUAUAAAUUCCUGGGGGAAGGAUUGGUAAACCGCUUUCUUUUCAAAUAUUCAGUUUUCCUCUGAGAAUGUAUAAUCACCAUGUAACAUAAUUUUUAUUGACUGGGGAUCUGUCUGCUGAGGUCAUGAAUGUGAAGUCUGCACAGCAAGCCUUUAUUGCUGUAUGCGGUCCCUCAUCUGUGAAGGCUGCCUAGCUCUGUAACAGCUUUAUUGUCUCGUAAGAAGCCAGAUUACCUCACUCAAAGCAUGGUGGAUGUCUCUCUUGAUUGGUUUCUCUUUUGAUGAGGCCCAUCUUAAGUAAAAUGUAAUUUCCAGAAGAAUCCAUGUGAUCCCAGUCUUUAAUAGCUUACAGACAUAGUUAAUGUGCUCAGAGAAGCAGAAGAUGGUGUAUACCAUCAAAAAAUCCAUAGUAAAUGAAUGAAUAAACUAAAACCCAUUUGUCCUUGCAUGCUAAAACUCUCAGCAAUGUCCAGGCUGCAAGAUCUGACUGUUAGAAGGUAAAAGGCAAAUAUGUUCUUCUGUUUCUUUUCUGACAAAGUGGCAAUAGUCUCACCUCAGUUAUGCCGAUAACAAACCUGCUUUUGACUGCAGUGGGCUAGGGUUGCGCCUAAGCUGCUCAUCUAGCUUCAAGUGGCACAUGGAGAAGUCUUGAUUACAUGAGAAAAGACGUCCUGUUUUUUUGCAAUUUAAUUUACUAGGAUCAUUGCAUUGUCAUUCUGAACUGGCUAAACAAAAGCUGCAACCUUAUUACUCUUACAGACUGUAAUCCAAAUGGACAAUUGCAAUAAAAAAGAUACAAUUGAACAGACUUAUUUUUGAAGGACAAAUACAAUUGCAAUCUUUGAUAAAUUGUAUUUUGCCUUUUUUCUUUGUUUUUUUAAUAGAGAAAAUGUUUAUAUUAGAAGUGCAAAAGUAUAAUUUUUUUUGGUACUACUGGUGACUAAUUUGCUUUCUUCCAUGCUUAUGGUGUAGGAAUUUCAAAAGCACGAGUGAGGAAUGAAAGCUGUAAAUGUUCUAGCAGAUUUUUUUCUGGUAUAUAUUUGUAUACAGGUUACUUAUGUGUGCAGUUUAAAAUGCUGAGUGAAGAGUUGUAUAUGUUCCACCAGCAGAAUAUUGUUAGGGAACCACAUGGAUUGAUUCUGAAUAGAAAUAAUCGCUCUGAUCCCGUAUCCUCUCUGCCUUGUCAUGUCUCCAUCAGCCUGUAUUCAUGUGACUGUUGGGCUGUAUUAGUAUCAACAUUGUGUUAAAUCUAUUGGUCUACCCACUUUCUUGCUCAGCACUUUUCCAGGAUUUGUGGCUACUUUAGUACUCCAGGCAAAUGAAGUGUGUCAGUGUUAAAUAUAUACUAUUGUAUAUCUCUUUUGUGAAUUCAACAUUCUUUUUCUUACAGUAUAUGAAUUCUGGCAGCUACUGUGAUUUUAUCUUCCAAUCUGCUGGUCAAAACCAUACUGAGGGACUGCUCUGUAAUCAAUUCUUUGUCCAUAAAUGGAACCUAUUCUCUAGUAUUAGAUAGAAAAUAUAUCCUACUUGGUUAAAAUAUUAUUUCCUACAGGACUUCUAUGCUG
Athene cunicularia (burrowing owl) is the source of this 6910-nucleotide messenger RNA. It is a transcript of the gene TRMT9B, whose product is annotated as tRNA methyltransferase 9B (putative). Gene Ontology annotation, cellular component: nucleus; cytoplasm. NCBI's taxonomy places the organism in Eukaryota, Metazoa, Chordata, Aves, Strigiformes, Strigidae. The transcript has 8 exons. Gene Ontology annotation, molecular function: S-adenosylmethionine-dependent methyltransferase activity; tRNA binding. The record is from RefSeq and is a predicted model, not a curated record. Bases 1247 to 2647 code for a protein of 466 amino acids. Gene Ontology annotation, biological process: tRNA wobble uridine modification.